Molecule: messenger RNA, 204 nt
Organism: Acanthoscelides obtectus
Lineage: Eukaryota; Metazoa; Arthropoda; Insecta; Coleoptera; Chrysomelidae
Source: the annotation of a GenBank genome assembly
AUGUACGCCAUGGGACUGGCAGCAACAAGAUCAACCGGAGCCACAGUUUUCGAGAUGCAGUUAGAUGACUUCAAGAACUUCGUGGCCUUAUAUUUCGGCACAGGAUCACCUCUCAUUCAAAAGAAACAGACAGUAGACAAAGACAGUGUCAUCAGCGGUGUGGCUUUAGGUUCGAAAACAGGAUCCAGGGAUACUCUACUAUAA